CGUUUCGAGGCGAGGCCGGAAGUGACGCGCUCCCAGCAGCUUCCUGUAUGCUGAGGCGUUUAUGGUUGGGCGCUGGGUGGUGGCCGCCGCACUGAUUUAUCUCCCGAGCCGUGCUGGUGCAGCGGGAGCCGCUCUGUCCGCCUGAGGCCGCCGCUCACACCGCCUCCACCCCCCCUGGGACACUGCGCUCGCAGCCCCCGCUCUCUCAGGCUCUCCUCGGCUUUCCCGCCCGGGACACCGGCCGCUUCGACGCCAACCAUGCAGGCCAUCAAAUGUGUGGUGGUUGGGGACGGGGCUGUAGGUAAAACAUGCUUGCUGAUCAGUUACACUACAAAUGCAUUCCCUGGCGAGUACAUCCCAACUGUGUUCGACAACUAUUCUGCAAAUGUUAUGGUGGAUGGAAAACCUGUUAACUUGGGCUUGUGGGAUACAGCUGGACAGGAGGAUUAUGACAGACUACGUCCUUUAUCUUACCCACAAACGGAUGUAUUCCUAAUUUGCUUUUCACUCGUCAGCCCGGCUUCGUUUGAAAAUGUCCGUGCCAAGUGGUAUCCAGAGGUGAGACACCAUUGCCCUAACACACCCAUCAUUCUCGUGGGCACCAAACUUGAUCUGAGAGACGACAAAGACACUAUUGAGAAACUGAAAGAGAAGAAGCUUACGCCCAUCACCUACCCUCAGGGCCUUGCCAUGGCAAAAGAGAUUGGUGCAGUGAAGUACUUGGAAUGUUCUGCACUUACACAGAGAGGUCUGAAGACUGUGUUUGAUGAGGCCAUUCGAGCAGUCCUCUGUCCACCACCAGUCAAGAAGAAGAGGAGAAAGUGCCGUAUUUUGUAGAUGUUACGCCAGUCACCCUGAGCUUGCAAGCUCACAUGGGAUUAUUGAGACUCAAAAUGCCAACACCCAGCCCUAUUUGUAAUAAUUCAUUUUUUUUUUGUCUAUACAAUCUGUCAUUCUUAUGGUUUUCUUCACCCUCUAAAAAUGAACAUAUUUUAUUUCCCUUUUCUUCCAAACUCCAUUAAAAUACCAACCUGAAUAACAGAUCAGUCCUAUUUAGCCUUAGUUUUCCAGAAACUGUUUCCACUUGCGUAAACUAAUCAAACGUUGCCAAAACAGCCACUGAACCCGGUUAAAUAUUUCUGUUCUUCAAGCGUUAAGCCAUUAACCUUUGGGGUGUCGGAGGUGUAAGGCAAGGUGUUGCCUCUAACCCCCUACAACAUGCAAAGAAUUUUAAAAAUAUAUAUAUUAAAGACAUGUCUUUUUACUCCAGUUACCAGUUACUUGUUUUUGUUUUGUUUAAACGAAAUAAAUAUGUACUUAAAUAUGAAACUGGUGAAUAUGGCCACAGUAGGCAGGGUUCUUACCGCGUAUAUUAAAACACUUUAUUAACCUUAAAUCCUUGUAUUGCAUUGUAAAAUCUAAACGGUUAUUUAGGAAUGUUAGAUCACUUGUGUAUCUUUUUACUGCUUGGGUUGAAAUAAAGUUAAUUGGUUAAAGGGUACUUAUCUGUUCCUUUGGGGGGAGGGGGAGAAUAAUAACUGUAUUAAGACAGAAGUGCAAACGAUUUCAGAUUUCUAGUGGUGUGGCAGAGAGCAGCAGUAUUUAAAUGUGACACUACCGCUUCCGCUUUGGAAACAAACUAAACAUCACAUGUGCUCUGAGUGUUGUAGGAAAGGUUGCUAUGAGUAAGUACUUAAUUUCUUUUAAUUUUUUUUUUAUGUUUAAUAGGGCAUUUUAUUUUGGUUACCUCAUUACUGGAGAGGUGCCCAGAAUGGCAUGGGUUAGUUUGAUCUAGCUAUCGUGUGCACACUGACAGAUUGAUUCCAGGGGUUGUAGUCAGAGCAGGUUGAUAAUUCAGCAUUAUGGACUCCAUUUGUGUGCCUUUCUGGCAAGGAACAAAAGUGGGUUCUUACGGUUAAUAAUGGUCAUUCCCACAGAUUUUAAGAUGUACAAGAUAUCCACGUUGGCUUGCUCGUAGACUUCUAAAUCAUGUAUUUUAAUAUCUGCUAUUGUAACUAGCGUUUUGUAAUAUCUGAAAGUUAAACCUAAUACUGUUUUCAUGUUUCCUUUGCUUAAAGGGUGCAAUCGAUGGCCUUUCUUUAACACGGUGUAAAAAUCAUGUGGCACAGUUAUUCAAUUGUAGUUUUUGUUUUUCCCAUGUAUAUGCUUUUGUCAUUCUUCUAAAGCAUAUCAUAGUGAUAGAAUGGUUACACAAAACAGUAAUGAUUAUUAAUUUUAAUUAUUCCUCCAGUUUUGUGAACUUUUUCUUGCUUUCAUGAGUUCUGUUAUCUUGGUUCUGUGACGUCUUAAUUAUAGAGCAAGUGUUAACAAUCUGCUAGUGUUUAGGGGUGUGCAUCAAACAUUACAAACUGAACCUUUCUACAACUCGAACAAAAUUUAAAGAGCAUUUACGAAUGUUUAACAAUUGUGAACAGUGUUUUUACAUUGAUCUUUUGCUAAUGCAAGUUAGUGUUUUACAUGCAUGUUUGAAUUAAUAAAUCCUUAAACCACAAAAA
Molecule: messenger RNA, 2516 nt
Organism: Pelobates fuscus (common spadefoot toad)
Lineage: Eukaryota; Metazoa; Chordata; Amphibia; Anura; Pelobatidae
Gene: RAC1
Product: Rac family small GTPase 1
Exons: 6
Coding region: 259-837 (192 amino acids)
Biological process (GO): small GTPase-mediated signal transduction; establishment or maintenance of cell polarity; engulfment of apoptotic cell
Cellular component (GO): cytoskeleton; dendritic spine; cytoplasmic vesicle
Molecular function (GO): GTPase activity; protein kinase binding; GTP binding
Source: RefSeq, a predicted model, not a curated record